CGCUUCCUUAUUUCAUUUAAUUAUUUCUAAACUUUAUUGCAUUGGAAAGACAAUCACAACGAUUUCAUAAGCCUCUCGUAACUGCAUUUUUCACAAAAGCUUUUGUAGAAUAUAUAGCCGGUAGUGGUGUGAUUUACGAGUGAUCUGUGUGGCGCGGGAAAGAUAAUUAAUAUCAUUACGCUGAGUGCCUUAGUAGGCACCAAUAAAUUAACUGCUGUGAUCUUAACCAUGGGCGUAUGUGUGCUACUAUGAACAACACAAACACUGACACAUAAUGUUAGCUUCUACUGUUUCUGUACGUGCCCUGUCGCGAUCUGCCUCGCUAGCUCAAAUCAAGCGCGUCACGGUCAUUGGAGGAGGGGCUAUGGGAUCUGGAAUCGCUCAGGUUACUGCCCAGGCCGGUCAACAGGUGACCAUCGUAGACCAGAAACAGGAACUGCUAGACAAAUCUAUCCAGGGGAUCCGAGGUUCGCUUACACGACUCGUCAAAAAGAAGUUUGCCGAUGACGCGAAGGCUGCUGAAACUUUUUUUGAAAAAACUAUUAGCUCAAUUAAGACCUCAACGGUGGCCGAAGAUGCUGUGAAGGAUACAGAUCUUGUAAUUGAAGCUAUUGUAGAGAAUCUUGAAAUCAAGCAAAAACUUUUCGCUUCUCUGGAUAAAGCUGCACCUCCAAAUGUAAUUUUCGCCUCUAACACUUCAUCUCUUUCGAUUGCUGAAAUUGCAUCGGCAACCAAACGUGAGGAACGAUUCGGAGGUUUGCAUUUUUUUAACCCCGUGCCAGUUAUGAAGCUCCUUGAGGUUAUCCGUGCCUCUAAGACUUCAGACGACACAAAUAUGAAGAUCACUGAGUGGGGCAAAAACAUCGGAAAGACAACAAUUGCUUGCAAGGAUACGCCUGGCUUUGUCGUGAACCGGCUUUUAGUGCCUAACCUGGUUGAAGCCAUUAGGCUGUUGGAGAGAGGAGAUGCCUCAGCUCGGGAUAUUGAUAUUGCUAUGAAGCUUGGUGCUGGCCAUCCUAUGGGACCAUUAGAGCUUUUGGACUUUGUGGGGCUUGACGUUACAAAAUUCAUCAUUGAUGGUUGGCACAAGAAGUUUCCCGAUAAUACUCUUUUCAAGCCAUCGCCGUUGUUGAACCGAUUAGUCUCGGAAAACAAGCUCGGCAUCAAGACAGGAGAAGGUUUCUAUAAGUAUGAAAAGAAGAAGUAAACAUGUGCAAUACGCAGUACCGAAGCAGUAUACAUAUAGAAUCGUUGCAAUUUUAAUUGUUGGUGAUUAGCUAUAGUUGGUUGGAAAUGUUGUACCACAUGAAAUAAAAUUUAUAACGCUCUGUCUAUUUUAUUACAUACAUAUUUUAGUACAUAGAUAACUCAAUGGAAUUUUAAUGUAGAAAAAUAAAGGGUUUUUAUAUUUCUAGCAAAAGGUGUGCGGCGUUUUUAAAAGCUUUCUUUUGGGAUACCUCAGUGAACUAAGUCACGUUUUAGAACGGAGCAGAUAUUUAGUAAUUUUAAUUCAAAUUUCUAGAUGACAUAGCUCUUGCUAGCAGUCUUAAUCUAGUCGCUGAAAAAUGUCCCUACACUUUAACUGACAUAAUUAUCGAACGUUUUAGCUACAAUCUAUAUUGAAUUCGAAGGUCGAUUUUAAAUGUGAUUGAGUUGACUUUAGAAUUAGUAUAGUAGAAAUGUUAGCUUAUAUUUCAAGCGUCUAUUUGAGUGUGACUAACAAUAGAUGUAUAUAACUAAAUGUAUGUAUAUACUUUUAGAUAUUCCUAAGUUACACGUCGUUUCGCUGACCAAAUGACCACUGCUCUCGGCUAGACAUUUUUCAAACUUUUGUAUUCUAUCAUUCAGCUAAAUUUUCGAGCGCUGAACAAGGAACAAAUCGCAGAGGAUUUCUCUAAUCUUACACAUCUCCUAUAAUUUUUUUUCGUUUGGUAUAUAUAUAUAUAUAUAUGUAAUAUCGACAAUCUGCAUAUGCUGCCGGCUGUAAGCAUCCGUUUGCAUAGCAGCGCCAACCUCUCUUUUUUGAUGCAAUCUUUCCGUAAAUAGUUUCAUGUUUGUCUCUCGCUUUCUCUCUCUCUCUCUCUCUCAUAUAUAUAUAUAUAUAUAUAUAUAUAUAUAUAUAUAUAUAUAUAUGGAUAUAAUUUAUUUGUAUUGUUCAUUCAGAUUAUAUGUGAGCUUUGUGAUAUAUUCGAAAUAUAUGUCAAUCAUUACUAUGAUCAAGGCCAAAUUGUGUAGGAUAUCGUGUGUGUUGUUGUCGCGUGCAGUCAUCUACUCUAUAGAGUCAAUACAUCAUGAGAAUACUUAUUUUGCCACACACGUGAUCCAUUCUCCUAAAGAAACUUUUUAAUAAUGUCUACUAGAUUAUCGAAAACUAUCUUCUUUGGAAUCAUACGUAUAAUAACGAAUGCCAAAUUGUAUCUCUCUUUCUUUGCCUUUUCGUUAGGUUCUUUGGCGUUGUAACUAUUGAGUGAACAGAUUUUGUGGUUGUUUUUAUUUACCUUUAUCUUUGACGUCAUUUUGUUGUCAGUUGAAAAUUGAGGUUCUUAGUGUAUUUCUGUAUUCGUCGUUUAGUUACUAUAUAGAUAGAUAGAUAGAUAGAUAGAUAGAUAGAUUAACAGUUUGAGUCUGUCAUUUCUAUCGAAACUCAGCUUUCUUCCUCCAUAAAUUGCUCAUGUUUUGGUGCCCCUACAGUAGUUCUCGUUCGUAUCCCUUCCAUAGUGCUUUUUCCAUUGUGUUUACUACUAAUUGACCUAACUUGUUCACGAUUUAGCAAUGAUUGUUGAAUUUUUUGUCUGUAUAAGUUAAUAAUUUGUUUUCCUUUUCAAUCUGUGGUCGUUUGUCCUGUGAAUCUUCGGUUUUUCUGCUUGUAUACUCGAUAUUUAGCGGUGUCCAUGUUAGAUGGGGAUGAUUUGCGAUGUUGUUUAGAAUGUUAAAGGUAGUUUGUUUCGAAAACGUCAGUUUGGAUCUCGCAUCUAAUUGGUUUUCAUUGCUGUUAAUAUCGACUCGUGCCAAUACACGACUGAGAAGAGUUUGCUUAAGUGUAAGUGCAUCUCACUAUUGCAUGGCACCUUUUUUUGUGUUGCAUUACUUGUGUUUCUUUGCCACGUUACGAUUACGUUUUAUGAUUUCUCUGUAGCUGUCAGCAGGUUGAUCAAUAGUCGAUUACCUGACAGCAAUAGACAGCUUCUCGUUAUACGGAGGUGCUCUACGCUUUUCUUGUUCAGCUAGACACGAAUUACCAUGAGAACACAUAUAAAGUGGUGUAAAUAUAUGUACGAAUUUUGACGGAGGAUAAGGGAGAAGAAAGUAUACGUACAUGACAUGAGAUAGGCUUUGUCUGUUCUUGUGUGUGAAAGAUAUGCAUAUUGCGCAUGGUUCAUUACACUCUGCCGCAAGUCGUAUUUCAUUCGUGGAAUUUACAAUACCAGAACAUUCAAUAUGUGUAAUAAUUUUAGAAAAAUAUAUCUAUGAGGUAACGCGUACUGGAACAAAACAAUUCA
Molecule: messenger RNA, 3500 nt
Organism: Varroa destructor (honeybee mite)
Lineage: Eukaryota; Metazoa; Arthropoda; Arachnida; Mesostigmata; Varroidae
Product: hydroxyacyl-coenzyme A dehydrogenase, mitochondrial-like
Biological process (GO): fatty acid beta-oxidation
Cellular component (GO): mitochondrion
Molecular function (GO): (3S)-3-hydroxyacyl-CoA dehydrogenase (NAD+) activity; NAD+ binding
Source: RefSeq, a predicted model, not a curated record